ACACACUUCGGGUGUUAUUGUCUCCUGUCACCUCUAGGUGGGAACAUCUCAUUGCAGCAAGAAAAGCUCAGAUUUUCUAUCAUCCUAUUAUUGACGGAACUUUGCUUUGCAUCCGCCAGUCAGAGGAAAUAUUUUCAUGCCGGACCAAUGAGUGCCCUGGCUUGUGGACGGAUUCUACGAUGGACCUGGAAGAUGGGAUUAGUGAAAUGUGUCGCUGUCCAGGAAUCGUCCAGGUUAUCAAUUCCUUACAGAUCACUCUCUUCGUCAUCACAACAGUCAAUCCAGAAUCAUGAAAGAAAGUUAACCAAGCAGUCUCUGGCUGACAUGGGUUUCUCAGAGAGCCAGGCAGAGGUCGUGUAUGAAGGAGCGACUAAACAUCGCUGCAAGGGGGACCUGCCGGUACUGAUGGCGCUGUUUAGCCUCGGCUUAAACGCAGGCAGUGUGCUGAAGAUCCUGGAGAAAUGUCCUGCGCUUUAUUCUGUUACAACUGCCCAGUUACAGCAGAGGAUUACAAACCUGAGGAAGCUUGGACUGCUCGAAGGCAGCUUGCAAAGAGUGAUCAGCCACCACCCUCAGAUCCUAACGCUUCAGGCGAAGAGGGUGAACGCUGUGUCUCGACGACUCAGAGAGAAGUGCAAGUUCACCGCCCAGCAGGUGACCGACAUUCUCAGAGACUCGCCACACGUGACGGAAGAGGAGCCUGCAUGUCUGGAGUACAUGUUUCAGUAUGUAUAUUUCCGCAUGGGCUGUCGCCAGGCCGAGAUGGUGAAAGCGAAGCUCUUCAGGCUUUCCGCGGAGGAGCUGCGGUGUCGGCACGGCUUCCUGGAGCGACGUGGACUCUACCAGACCCCCGACAAGAAGGGUCAAACGCUCAUACUCAAUCCGCGCUUGAAAGACGUGCUGAGUGUCUCUGAAGACGUCUACCUGGGAAAGAUUGCCAAUGCAACACAGGAGGAGUUUGACGUGUUCCGGAAACUGGUGGCAAGAGAGCAGGAGGAGCUGGAUGAAGGUGAUGAGUACAGCAGUGAAGAUGAGGGAGAAGAGGAAGAGGAGGAUGAAGAAAUAGAGGAUCACACAGACAAGCCCGUUUGAAAUGCGGGUUACCAAAAGACUUUUGGUACAUUUUCUUUUUUUUUAUUAUUUGUAAGCCAUUCUGAGCAGGGUUAUUAUACAACCCCAGAUCAGAAAAAGUUGGGACAGUAUGGAAAAUGCAAAUAAAAUAAAAAUGCAGUGUUCCUUACAUUUACAUUACACAUUUACUUUGACUUUUAUUUUCAUGUCCCAAAAAAAGUUGGGACGGGGGCAAUUUAGGGCUAGUAAUGAAGUGAAAAAAAUAAAUAAUGAUUUGAUUCCAAACAGGUGAUUGUGAUCAUGGUUUGGUACAAAAUCAGCAUCCAGAAAACGCUGAGUCUUUGAUGAGCAAAGAUGAUCAAAGGAUCUCCAGUUUAUCAACAAAUGCGUGAGAAAAUGAUUGAAAUGUUUAAAAACAAUGAACCUCAAAGAAAGAUUGGAAGGGAUUUGCUCUUAGGGUGUGUCUCUCCGCAUGCAUGCUAGGUGGCGCCACAAUCGUCAAUGUGUAGGUGAAAAAAUACAGGUGGCUGCUGCUCAUGUUUCAGAGAGAAUAUGGGAUAGCUUUGAUCUCCUCGGUCAGGGCAGAGUUCGGCAUAGACAGAGAGGAAGCACGGUGCAAACUGGAUAAUUGGACGCGCAAAAAAUGCACAAAAAAAAAAACUUUACUGUGCAUAAAGAGGCCUCGACUUCUCUGGGCUCGGUGGCAUCUAGGAUGGACCAUCACACAGUUGAAAUGUGUAUUGUGGUAAAAAAAAAAAAAAAAAUCAUGGAAAAAAAAUGGUACAAACAUUACAAAGUGGUAAAUGCUUUACUGUCCCAACUUUUUUGGAAUGUGGAAAAUAAAACCUUGUGUACAACAGGUACGUCAGUAAAACCAUUAAUAAAAUGACAUUUCGUUUUUUUGGGACCCUAA
Trichomycterus rosablanca is the source of this 1984-nucleotide messenger RNA. RefSeq names its product mitochondrial transcription termination factor 4 (gene mterf4). Bases 148 to 1092 code for a protein of 314 amino acids. NCBI's taxonomy places the organism in Eukaryota, Metazoa, Chordata, Actinopteri, Siluriformes, Trichomycteridae. Gene Ontology annotation, biological process: regulation of DNA-templated transcription. The transcript is spliced from 5 exons. Gene Ontology annotation, molecular function: double-stranded DNA binding. The record is from RefSeq and is a predicted model, not a curated record.